Messenger RNA from Leucoraja erinaceus (little skate), 8539 nucleotides. RefSeq names its product amine oxidase copper containing 2 (gene aoc2). The record is from RefSeq and is a predicted model, not a curated record. Gene Ontology annotation, biological process: amine metabolic process. Gene Ontology annotation, cellular component: plasma membrane. Bases 1975 to 4227 code for a protein of 750 amino acids. Gene Ontology annotation, molecular function: quinone binding; primary methylamine oxidase activity; copper ion binding. The transcript is spliced from 4 exons. Lineage: Eukaryota; Metazoa; Chordata; Chondrichthyes; Rajiformes; Rajidae.
AAGCUGUCUCCUCCCAUUCCCCAGCCCUCGGGCUCCUCCUCCUUUUUCCUUCCUUCUCCCCGCCACCCCCUAUCAGUCUGAAGAAGGGUUUCGGCCCGAAACGUUACCUAUUUCCUUCGCUCCAUAGAUGCUGCUGCACCCGCUGAGUUUCUCCAGCAUUUUUGUGAAAUGGGAUAUCAGGUUGGUUCCCGCGUGCUGAGCGAAGGUGUUCUGUGAAACCAUCGCCCAGUCUGCGUUUGGUCUCGUCGAUGUGCAGGCCCACACAAUAAAAACGUGUUUUAUGUGCCUUUGGUGCUGUAAACAAAUCCAAUAAGUUGCAACGAAAAAACAGAAAAUAAUACAAAUGCUUCGUAGGUCAGUCGGUAUGUGUGGGAAGAGAAACCGACCCAUUGUUUCAGGUCGACGUCCGUUCAUCAGAACCUUCAUCAGAUCUUCGACCUGAACCGUCAUCGCGGUUUCUCCUUCCCCUCCGGUUGCUGCCCGACCUGCUGAGUAUUUCCAGCAUUAGCUGCUGUCGGUUCAGAUUUGCAGCAUCAUCAGUGUUUUUUUUUUUCAUUUUCACAAAUAAAUGUCACCACGUUGGUCUCCAGGUGUCUUUGGGUUUCGUCAGGUAACUGAAAACAAACUGAAAUACAACUGAACGAAUUGUCACAUUAAAAAUGUUUCGACACUUCCAAGUAUGUUAUACUUCUUAGUAAGUGUAAAAAAAAAGCAUGGUUAAUGUUCUAAAUAACAUUAUAAAGGAUAGACACAAAAAGCUGGAGGAACACAGCGGUGUCAGGCAGCAUAUCUGGUGAAAAGGAAUAUGUGACAUUUUGGGUCAAGGCCCUUCGCAUCCGUUCUUAUAAAUAUAGAAGGAAUUCUACAACUUGUUGCCCUUGCUUGAUUGUCGUGUGGAUUUAAUGUUUUAUUCUACAAAACGUCAGUGUGUGGGUGGGGAAAUAAUUAAUCUAGAAAUCUAAUUCACGGUUGUGGUACUUGAAAUAAAUUGCACUUAACUGAAUGGUCGAAUUGAUCCUGAACAAGAACUCUUGUUUUAAUUUUGUCUACUUGGAACAAAGGCUAUUUCUUAAUUGUCAAAUUCAAACAGUUUUAGGCUUAAAUUCAAAGCCUUGUCUUCGAUAAUUUUCUACUGCCUCUAAGAACCCUUCUGUUUAAACGAAAAGCCAAAACAUGCAAAUUAAACUUUGGUCUUCAGUUUUUGGUUCAACGUAGUUUCUUAAACAGCAGCACAGAUGUAAAAAAGAAUUUAACAAGGUAUGGGAAGUAUGACAUUGACUAGCAGUUUGGAAUUGUCAAUACGUUUUACAGGUAAAUUCAAGUUGCAGUGUAAGCGGUGAGAGGUACAGAAUGAGCGUCUGUGAUAGAGGGAGACAGAUGGAAGAGGUUCAAGGCUCUCUGUGUUAUGUACCGGUCACCACAAUGUUUGGGGGCAGGUCAGGCUGCACGAUGGAGACCGGGAGAAAUAGCGAGUCAGUAUCCGCGACUGAUGACUUACAACUGAAAUUAGUACUUCUUCUAUUGUCAUAAUAAGCGAUUGACCAAGCACAGGCAAAUGGGACUAGCUCAGUAUGUCAACUCGGUCGGCAUAGACAGGAUGGGCCGAAGGGCCUGUUCCCCUGAGUCAGAUAACUGGACUCGUCUGUGGGUUUUAAUACUUUGCCCGCUCUGCUGCCCACACUCAAUCUUUACUCAGACCAGCCCGGCCCGAGCUCUGGUUCAGCUUUAUCUCACUGUUCGACAGUUUCGUUGCAAAUACGUGGCUUUCAACUCAAGCCCCGAUGUCUGGAAACAGUUAAAUUCUCCCAAACGAUCCCCACAUCCUUGAGCAUUCUGGGACGUACAUUCCAAGUACAAAGUCGGCAGAACCCGCGCGGUGGAGGUGGUCGAGGAGGAAUCAACCCCGGAGAUCGCCAGAGACUCAGUGAAGAAGCAGGCGAGCGCUCCACACGUUGCCGGCGCCGCGGGCUCACCAUGAACUUGAAGGUUGUGUUCGCUGUCUUGGCCGUAGCUCUGGUAGCGAUCAUCGCUCUCAACUGGAUCCUGCUGGUGGGGAUGUCGAGGUCGGCCGCGUGUCAGGUCCGAGACCCCGGCGAGCAGCUCAGUGAGAUGAUGGAGCAGCGGCGGCAGAAGGAGAUGUUUGCGGACCUCAAUUCCUUGGAGCUGAGGCAGGUGGUGCGCUACUUGGAGCAGAACCUGGCCGUGACCCUGGUGAACUGUAGUCAGGCAUUGCCGUCCCACAACUCCAUCUUCAUGGUCGAACUACAACUUCCCCGCAAAGACGACGCCUUGAGGUUCUUGGACCAGGGGGGCGACCCGCCAAGGAGAGAGGCCAGGGCUGUGGUGGUUUUUGGUGCUCAGACUCGGCCCAAUGUAACCGAGUACACAGUGGGACCUCUCCCUGACCCGACCUACCAUGUGGAUGUCACCUCUCACACCUACAAGAGCCUCCACUUCAACUCCAGGCCUCUAACCUUUACUGAAUAUAAAACCAUCAUGUCAACAAUAGGUUUGGAGAAAGUUUCGAAACUUCUCAAGGAAAGUUACGGCGCGGACGGGAUGUCCCCAAUACAUUUCGACUCGUCCCCUCGCGGGUUUAAAUUGGGAGAUAGAGAAACUUGGUUUCCGUUCUUAAAAAGACUGGAAGGUUCCGUUAUGCACCCUCUGGGGUUUGAGGUACUGGUGGACCACAGCAGCAACAACAUCUCGGAGUGGAAGGUGAGGAAAGUACUUUACAACGGCCAAUACUUUGACAACAUUGAUGAACUAGUGACGCAGUACAACAAGGGGUCUGUGCGGAAGAUCCAAAGGACAGAUUCGGAUCCCAACUACGCCUCGCUGAGACCUCGCCAGAAGUUUCAAACCUACGGCCCCCUCCAGUUCGAGCCACAGGGACCAAGAUACCACGUUGUAAACAACCACGUUCGCUACUUUGACUGGGAGUUCGCGUUCCGCCACAGUCCCGCCAGCGGUUUACAGCUGUUUGAUAUCCGCUUCAGGAAGGAGCGGGUGGUCUACGAGUUGAGCGUCCAGGAGAUGAACUCCGUUUACGGCGGAGAGGCGCCAGCUCUGAUGAGGUCCAAAUUCUUGGACAGUCAUUAUGGAAUUGGGAAAAGUUCCAAUGAGCUGGUGAAAGGCGUGGACUGCCCUUACAGCGCCACUUUCGUCCACACUCUCCAUCUCAUGGAUAGCGACCAACCGCAGCGGAUCAGGAACUCCAUUUGUAUCUUUGAGCAAAAUCGGGAGAUUCCUCUGAGACGCCACUUCUCCAGCUGGUUCAUGACCCCAUCUUACGGCGCGUUACUGGAUAACGUGCUGGUCGUGCGAUCAGUGGCGACUGUGGGCAACUAUGAUUACAUCUUUAAUUUCGUCUUCCACAAUAAUGGGGUGAUUGAGACCAAGGUGUCUCCCACGGGCUACGCUCUAACAUCAUUUACUUCCGAUGGGGCAACUCAGUACGGAGCAAAACUUGAAGAGAACGUUGUGGGCAACAUUCACACUCACUUCUUCCACUUCAAGGCUGACCUGGAUAUAUUGGGUACAUCUAACUCUUUUGAAACUAAAGAUGUGGAAUAUCAACUUAAAUCAGUCCCAUGGAAGCCUGACGAGAAGGUGCAUGUACCCAGUGUGAAAAGCAAGAUCUUAGAGACGGAGAAUGAAGCAGCCUUCAGAUCUGGAGCAAAAUUGCCCAAAUACCUGAACUUUGUCAAUUUGGCUCAGAAAAAUAAGUGGGGCUAUUAUCGAGGUUACAGGCUUCAGGUGGUGAGCUUCAACCCUGACAGUGUGCCUGAAGACAGUCCAGAUGAAAAAGGCAUCUCCUGGCAAAGGUACCAGUUGGCAGUGACAAAGAGCAAAGAUAGCGAGCGAAAGAGCAGCAGCAUCUACAAUCAGAACAGCAUGUGGAAACCACCUGUUUACUUUGCUGACUUCAUUAACAAUGAAAGCAUUAGGAAUGAGGACCUGGUGGCCUGGAUAACAGCUGGAUUCCUCCACAUUCCCCACGCAGAAGAUGUUCCAAACACUGCCACAUCUGGAAAUGAAAUAGGCUUCGUUCUGAAACCACUCAACUAUUUUAACCACGAUCCCUCUGUUUACUCUCAAGACGCUAUUUACAUCGAUCCAGCCAAUCCGGGAUGUGAGGAUAAUCCCAUAGCGUGUCUGUCUGACGUUGCAUCUUGUAGUCCAAACUUCCCAGAAUUUACCUACGGGGAAAACAAUGAACAUUAACUGAAUUGCGUUCAAUGUGACUCCAUUACAGCGAGUCCCAACCUGUCACUGACCACUACUUUCAACUAAGCAUUCUGAAAUAAUAAGUAUUAGAUCCAAUGGUCUGCAUGGAAUCUUUCCAGGCAGGAUAAAUAUCACAUCUCAUUUAUAGAGUUAUAGAGUCAUAGCCCAUUAUCAUCUAAACCUUUACUAUCCAUGUACUUGUAUAAAUAUGUUUUAUGCAUUGUAAUUCCACCCAUCUCUACAGCUUAUACUCACCUUCCUUUGUAUGUAAGCGUUGCACCUCAGCGCUCUUCUAAACCCUUCCCCUCUCUCCUUAAACCUAUGGCCUCUAGUGUUAGACUCUCCUUCUCUGGGGAAAAGAUCGUGACCAUUCACCUUAUCUACGUACCUCAUGAUUUUGUAUACCUCUACUAUACAGGUCACCACUCAAGCUCUGUUAUUUAGUUUGAAGGGUGGUGAUUAAUCUGAACAUGUCAUUAUGAAAUGACAGAGGAAGUGAGAGGGUAGUUUUUACAAAUACCAGUUGCUUCAGAAUUUUUUUAAUUUUAAUUGCCAGGGAAUCCUCCUUGGGUACCAGUGUAUAUAUUUAAAAUCUACCAAUUGAAAACAGCUUCAUGUGCUCUGAUUCACUUGUUACUAGGAUUUAUUCCAGUCUGAUAGAACCAAUUGCUGCAAUGAGAGGUUGACACUCAAGGAAAUAGUGUUAAACAUUUAUUCUCAUUCCAGAUGGUAGUUGGGUACAGUCCUUGAGAAGUGCCUUACUAAACUCUUUUCACUGGGCUAAUGGUUUUUAACAACAAAUGAUGUUUUUGUUGCAUGAGAUUUUGAAUCUUUACAAGAACUUUACUGGUGGCUUGAGAUUGAAUUCUAUGGUUCCGUUCAUUUAUUUUUCUUCAGAAGAGAUGAAUCCAUGGGAGAGUUACAUCAAGAUUCACGAUAGAAAUUAUCUGCAAAGCAUCAGGACCAUUUUGCAUUCUUUUUCCAAAUGUGACAUCCAUCCAUCUCCACCGCCAAGCAUAGAUUUUGUUUGUAAAAAGUAUCUCCUGAAAUUUUGAUGUAAAAGUGAAAAGUGCCAGCACUCCUUACACAAAGGAGCUGUUUCGAUGGGAUGGACUCAUAAUGUCAUAAGGAAUAGGAGUAGAAUUAGGCCAUUUGACCCAUCAAGUCUACUCUGCCAUUCAAUCAUGGCUGAUCUAUCUCUCCCUCCUAACCCCAUUUUCCUGCCUUCUCCCCAUAAACUCUGACACCUGUACUAAUCAAGAAUCCAUCUAUCUCUGCCUUAAAAAUAUCCACUGACUUGGCCUCCACAGCCUUCUAUGGCAAAUAAUUCUACAGAUUCACCACCCUCUGACUAAAAACUCCACCUGAACCCCGCAGGGGCUAGGGUCCUAGCAAAUAGCAUAACUAGGGCGGUAGACAGGGCUCUAAAGUACACAGUGGGGCAGCGGUAGGGGUGGGUGGGGGAGAGUGCGUUAAACAGUUUGGAGAAGUAUGAAUGAAGCUAAAGGGAAGGAGAGCACAGGAGAGGUUACUGAAGUCUCCAGGAUAAGAAAUAGGACAUAAAGUUUAGAAAGAGAUGAGUCUAAUGUUAGGCAGCAUGGAGACCAAUAUGAGAAGAGGAGAGGAGCAAUGAAAACAACACUGAAGGUGAUAUAUUUGAAUGCACGCAGUAUGUGAAACAAGGUGGAUGAGCUUAGAGCAUGGUUAGAAAUUGGCAUGUAUGAUAUUGUGGACAUCACAGAGCAUUGGCUAAAAGAGGAUCGAAGCUGGAGGCUGAACAUCCGAGGACACACAAUCUAUAGACAAGGCAGGCCGGUGGGCAGAGGGGGUAGGAUUGCUCUGUUGGUAAGGAAUGAAAUCUAAUCCUUAGCGAGAAACGACAUAAGAUCAGAAGAUGUGGGGAAUCCUUAUGGGUAGAGUUAACAAACUGCAAGGGUAUAAAGACCCUGGUGGGUGUUAUAUACAGGUCACCGAAUAGUAGCCGGAAUGUAGGGUAGAAAGAUGAUAGGAAAGGCAAGGGAAUGUUCUUUAGCCAGAGGGUGGUGAAUCGGUGGAAUUAUUUGUCGCUGACAAUUGUGGAGGCCAAGUCAUUGGGUAUUUUUAAAGCGGACAUUGACAGGUUCUUGAUUAGUAAGGGCCAGAACGGUUAUGGGGAGUCGGCAGGAGGAUGGGGUUGAGAGGGAAAAAUAGAUCAGCAUGGUCAACUGGUGGAGCAGACUCGAUGGGCUGAAUGGCUUCAUUCUGCUCUUGUGUCUUAUGAUCUUAUGAUCAUAGAUUCAAAGAGCUUGCAAUUGCAGCAAAUAGACUGCGGCCGGAUGUUGGCGUGGAAUACCGGGACCAGGGACCACCUGGAAUGGCAGGGUGCCAUAUGUAGAGGCAGAGAACCAAGCAGCUACCAUCUUCCCACUGCCUACUUGACCCUCUUCUACCCCGCUGUAUUUUCUGUCAGUGCCACCUCCAUUCCUAAUUCAUGGUCCAGGCUGCAGAUGCUGUGGAGAGAUCUCUAACGUCACUGGACCACAGGCCACCUCACGACCAGUGCUGUCCAACAAAGACCCCACGGUCUGUGAAGCCUGGGUUUAAUGUUCUUCAAAGGGAGGAAACAAAAAGAACAAUUUAUGAAAGCAAGAUUGUCCUCAUUUUGCCGUUUUUUUGUGACCUCUGAAUUGGCCACGUCGACUUGUCCAAACUCUGGGCAAUCUCACUGCUGGUUUAGCUCUCCAUUUACAAGAUAUUUUUUAUAACCUCACUUCAAAAUAUAUUUUUAUAUUUCAUAUAUUGCUUGCAUGCCAACAUGAAAAAUAUUUUAAAAAGGUAUGAUUAUUUGUUAAUGCAAACAGGGGAACCACAUGUAAUCCUUAAAAUGUGUGUGUUUAGCAAAAAUUGAAUAACUUUGGUAUACAGUAUGUGGAUGCUGACUAUUUUGUUUCCAUGUCAGACAAUGUACUUAUGACCCUCAGCAUCUAAGGUCAAGUGAUGCAGAUGGAACGAUUCCAGACUCGGAGGCUGACAUGGUCCCCUCGUGAGGGCAGUGAUCAUUGUUGCAAAGUGGGAAGUGUGUUUGUUACCUCCACUGUUACUGCAGCAAGGAAGUUAAUCCUAACAAUAAUGGCAUCUGUGUACGAACGUCCAUGCUAAGUAGCGAGACCCAGGUCUUCACCUGGAUCUGUGCUUGCCUCAGCCAGACCUACAACAAAUACAUGCAAUUUUCUGCAGGUAAAAUAAUCUAUGUAAAAAUUCCCUUCGGAUGGGAAUGAUUUCCACCAAUGAGGUAACGUGACACUUGCAUCUGCAAUAAAACAUGGUCCUUUCAAGAGAGUUUAUUGUCAUGGUCCCAGAUAGGACAAUGAAAUUCCCCAGACCAGUAUUCACGGACUGUCUUUGUUAUUAUCACAUGGUUUGGCAAAUUGAAACACAGCUUAAGAAACAGCAACACCAUCUUUCUCAAAACCAGAUUUCUGUUUAGUCUAGAAACAGCACAGAGACAGGCCCUACGGCCCACCGAGUCUGCACUGACCUGCGAUCCCCGCACAUUAACAUUACUACACAUACUACAGGCAUAAUUUACACAUAUUCCAGGCCAAUUUACAUACAAACCUGUACGUCUUCGGAGUGUGGGUGGAAACCGAAGAUCUCGGAGGAAACCCACGUGGUCACGGGGAGAACGACAAACUCCGCACAGACAGCACCCGUAGUCGGGAUUGAAUCCGGGUUUCCGGCGUUGCAAGGGCGGUAAGGCAGCAACUCUACUGCUGUGCCACUGUGCCACCCUUGUUAGGCCGCUUGUGAUUUACCUAAAGAGUGGACAUCCCAAUGAGAAUAAAACGGGAACAAAACUAAAUAGGAUGUAUUUUAGUUUUGUUUCAAACAAAAAAGUACAGGAGAAGUCAUUUUUCUUUUCUGUGAUUGGAAACUGCUUCUUGCCUAUGCGGUUAUAGAGUCAUCCAGCAUGGAAAGAGGCCCUUCUGCCCCAUUAUGCUGACCAAAAUGCCCCAUCUAAGUUAGUUCCAUUUACCUACAUUUGGCCUAUAUCCUUCCAAACCUUUCCUGUCCAUGUAUCUGUUCCAAUGUCUUUUAAAUGUUGUUAUCAUACCUGUGUCAACGACUUCCUCUGGUAGCUUGUUCCAUUACCCACCACCUUUCAAGUGAAAAAGUUAACCCUCAGGUUCCUAUUAAAUCUUUCUCCUCUCACCCUAAACCUAUGCCCCUCGGUUUGGUACGAGAAGAGAAUCUGAGAAACACCAGGUAGUUUCUUGCUGUGGACAUUAGAUUGAUUCUAACCGCCCGUAUUGAAGACCCUGGUUUGGUC